AUGAGACUGCUUAUUGUGCUCUCCGUACUAUUGAUUCCUUCGUCGUUGGCACAGAACUCUGAGGAUUCCUCAGAGCUCGAAUUCGGAGGACCACGUCCAUCCUCGGAUGGACCGCCACUGUUUCCAAAGUUCCUCAUGCAAGUGCCGCAGUUUGCGAGAAAGGAGUUCUUUGAUAUUGUCAGCAGUGAUCAGUUUUCAACGGAUCAGCAAAACCAGCAACUGACUAUCUGGGCUAAGGCUUUCAAUGUCACUGUGAGGGUUACCCUUUUUUUCAAAAAUAUGAUGAACUUUAGGACGAAUUCAAUGAGUGGACCAAACAGGUUCAGAAACAGAAAGACGCUGUCACUCAGAAUGUCCAAGCUGUCGUUGCCAACAUAUCGACAGUCUACAAUCAGCUCGAAGAGAUUCUCUCCAACACCAACUUGACCAGAAGAGACCAGCAUGAUCAGAUCCGCAAGCUUUCAGUCACAUUCCCAAGAGUGAGUGACGCACAAUAGUUUCAUUCAACUAAGUCAUGCCUAUUGUAGGAAGUGAGAGCCUUGUUCUUCAUCGCUAGAAACUACCGCCCCGAGAGCAAAACUCCCGUUUUUGGACAAGCCACGAAGCCGCAGACUCCCAUGGUUCCAUUCGGAGUUCAGCAAUCCAUGCAAAACAUGAUGUACGGCUCACCAAUGAUGUUCGCGCAACAACAGCAAAGACCAUUCAUGUACAGAAUGAUGGGAGGCUCUCAAGAGCAAGGAAUGGGACAACAAGGUGGACAGAACGGACCAAUGAACGAUUUCACUAAGAGAGGAUCGCAGCGUAGCCAGUCUAAUGACCAAGGGGCCCAGGGACCAGAUUUUGGACCAGAAGGACAAGGAGAACAAGGAGGCCGCGGACAGGGACCAGACUUCGGACCAGGAGGACAGGAUGACUUCCCAGGACGACGUGGACCAGGAGGGCCAGGAAGUCGUGGACCAGGAGGGCCAGGAAGUCGUGGACCAGGAGGACAAGGAGGUCGUGGACAAGGAGGACAAGGAGGCCGUGGCCAAGGACCAGACUUCGGACCAGGAGGACAAGGAGGCCGUGGACAGGGACCAGACUUCGGACCAGGAGGACAGGAUGAUUUCCCAGGACGGCGAGGACCAGGAGGGCCAGGAGGUCGUGGACAAGGAGGACAAGGAGGCCGUGGCCAAGGACCAGACUUCGGACCAGGAGGACAAGGAGGCCGUGGACAGGGACCAGACUUUGGACCAGGAGGACAGGAUGACUUCCCAGGACGGCGUGGACCAGGGGGGCCAGGAGGUCGUGGACAAGAAGGAUCAGGAGGCCGCGGGCAAGGAUCAGACUUCGGACCAUUCGGACAAAUGAACAAUGAGAGCCAAUCCCCAUCUCAACAAGGAGGUCGCCAGUUCAACGACAAUACUUCAUCGUAUCAGAAGUUCUUCGAGCGACAGUCCAACUCAGGAACGCGAUUCGACCAGUCGUCAGGCUUCGGAAUGCGAGGUGGAAAUCAACGGCAGCCAAACCAAAACUUCGACUUCGCCAACAAUUAA
Messenger RNA from Caenorhabditis sp. 36 PRJEB53466, 1535 nucleotides. Lineage: Eukaryota; Metazoa; Nematoda; Chromadorea; Rhabditida; Rhabditidae. The record is from the annotation of a GenBank genome assembly.